Molecule: messenger RNA, 4104 nt
Organism: Baudoinia panamericana UAMH 10762
Lineage: Eukaryota; Fungi; Ascomycota; Dothideomycetes; Mycosphaerellales; Teratosphaeriaceae
Exons: 2
Coding region: 1-4104 (1367 amino acids)
Biological process (GO): phospholipid translocation; intracellular protein transport; endocytic recycling
Cellular component (GO): plasma membrane
Molecular function (GO): ATP binding; magnesium ion binding; ATPase-coupled intramembrane lipid carrier activity
Source: RefSeq, a predicted model, not a curated record
AUGGCAGGUAGACCACAGCAGAAUGGUCACAACCUCCUAAGCUUGGAAGACGAUGACGACGAUGGUCCGGUGUACCAUGAUGGCGAACGGCCUCCAGUUUCCGAUGAGGAAAUGCUACGUACAUACAACAUCUCCGACUCGAGUGUUCCGCAACCGCGGAUCAGCGAGUCACACGAUGACUUUGUUGGAUCACGAUCAACAGCCGGCUUACCUGGAGGACCCGGACAGCCAGCUUCCAGUGCAGCGGGAGGUCUGCGACCACCUGGACCUGGCGAUGCAGGCAGGAGCUACUCGCAAACGUCAGGUCUAAACAACUACCAGCGCUACUCCGAUAUCGACAAUGACCAAUUUUCCGACUCUGCCUCGAUGGCAGGCGGCUACUAUGCUGCUGGAGGAGGUAUCGACGAGGAUAGUGUGCCCGGAUUGCCGCUCAACAGGGGCAAAAGCAAGCAUAGGAGCCGAAAUAGCAUCUUGAGCCUGGGAGGCGGGAUCGUGGGCAAAGCUAAGAAUAUGCUCGGCAUGGGUCCGGAAUACUCGGAAAUGGAUCUGCCGCUCACGGAGACGGGAGCCAGGGCGGAGCGGGUGGGCAGCGCGGGAGUGGAUAGUGUCAAUGAUGCGAUGAGCGGCCCACCACCGAGACGAACACCUGGUGCAACCUUCAAGUUUGGCUUACCCGGAAUCGGAAGACGGAAACCGGACCCCUCGUCACUUGGACCGCGGAUUAUACAUCUCAACAACCCGCCGGCGAAUGCGACGAACAAAUAUGUUGACAACCAUGUCAGCACGACGAAGUACAACAUUGCUACAUUCGUGCCGAAGUUCUUGUUCGAGCAGUUCAGCAAGUACGCGAACUUGUUCUUUCUGUUCACCGCUAUUCUCCAGCAGAUACCCGGCAUCAGUCCGACCAACCGUUUCACUACUAUUGUCCCACUCGGGAUCGUGCUGUUGGUGUCGGCGGGCAAGGAGCUGGUAGAAGACCAACGGCGGAGGAGUCAGGAUGCGCAACUGAAUGGAAGUCCCGCACGUGUGCUUCGAGGCACUAGAUUUGAAGACGUGAAAUGGAUUGACAUUAAAGUCGGAGACAUCGUCCGAGUGGAGUCCGAAGAAUCGUUCCCAGCUGAUCUCGUCUUGCUCGCUUCGUCCGAACCGGAAGGCUUGUGCUACAUAGAGACCGCCAACCUCGACGGGGAGACCAACCUCAAAAUCAAACAAGCCAUUCCAGAGACCUCAUCUCUCGUCUCCUCCGCCGAGCUCGCACGCCUGGGCGGCCGUCUUCGCAGCGAACAACCCAACAGCAGUCUGUACACUUACGAGGCUACGCUGACCAUGCAGGCCGGUGGUGGAGAGAAAGAACUACCUCUCGCGCCUGAUCAACUCUUACUCCGUGGCGCCACGCUGCGCAACACACCCUGGGUCCACGGCGUCGUCGUGUUUACUGGCCACGAAACGAAGCUCAUGCGCAACGCCACCGCUACACCAAUCAAGCGGACAAAUGUGGAGAAGCGCGUCAACAUGCAGAUCCUGAUGCUCGGAGGCGUGCUCGUAGCCCUCUCCGCCAUCUCCUCCGCUGGUGACGUCGCCGUCCGCGUCACUGUCGGGAAGAACCUUUGGUUCCUCGACUACGGCAAGUCCAACGUAGCGGGUUUGUUCUUCGCCGACUUCUUCACCUACUGGAUUCUGUAUUCUAAUUUAGUGCCCAUCUCCCUCUUCGUUACCGUGGAGAUCAUCAAGUACUACCAAGCCUUCCUCAUUAGCUCAGACCUCGACAUCUACUACGCCGAGACUGACACGCCGGCAAAUUGCCGCACGAGUAGUUUGGUGGAGGAGCUGGGUCAGGUGGAGUACGUGUUCAGCGACAAGACUGGGACGCUGACAUGCAAUAUGAUGGAGUUCCGGGCUUGUUCGAUUGGAGGAUUGCAGUAUGCGGAUGAGGUGCCCGAGGAUCGAAGAGUGCUCAACGAAGAGGAUGCGAUGACGCAUGGGAUUCAUGAUUUCAAGGCGCUGGAGCGGCAUAGGCUUGAGGGCAGGAAUGGCACGGGUAUUGCGGAGUUUCUCACAUUACUCUCGACCUGCCACACCGUGAUCCCGGAGACGAAUGCGGAGAAGCCGGGCAUGAUCAAGUACCAGGCCGCUUCACCCGACGAGGGCGCGCUAGUCGAAGGCGCCGUCACACUCGGGUACAAGUUUGUAGCGCGGAAGCCGAAGAUGGUGACUAUUCUUGUUGAUGGCCAGCAGGAGCAUGACUACGAGCUGCUGGCUGUGUGUGAGUUCAACAGCACGAGAAAGCGCAUGAGCUGCAUCUACCGAUGUCCGGACGGGAAGAUCAGAUGCUAUUGCAAGGGCGCGGAUACAGUCAUCCUUGAGCGGCUCGGCCAGCGGGACGAAGUGGUGGAGAAGACGCUACUGCAUUUGGAGGAGUAUGCGGCAGAAGGUUUACGGACACUGUGUCUGGCGAUGCGAGAAGUGCCCGAAGCGGAGUUCCGUGAAUGGUGGGACGUCUUCAACACCGCUGCCACGACUGUUUCUGGCAAUCGAGCGGACGAGCUAGAUAAAGCGGCCGAACUCAUUGAGCACGACUUCACCCUCCUCGGUGCGACGGCAAUUGAGGACAAAUUGCAGGAAGGCGUGCCGGAUACCAUACACACUCUACAGACUGCCGGCAUCAAAGUCUGGGUACUGACAGGUGACCGACAAGAGACGGCGAUCAACAUCGGCAUGUCUUGCAAGCUGAUAAGCGAAGACAUGACGUUACUCAUCAUCAACGAAGCCAACGCCGAAGCCACACGAGCGAACAUGCAAAAGAAACUCGACGCCAUCCGCUCCCAGCACGCCGGCAACAUCGAAAUGGAAACCCUCGCGCUCGUCAUCGACGGCAAAUCCCUCACCUACGCCCUCGAGCGCGAUCUCGAGAAGCUCUUCCUCGACUUAGCCGUCAUGUGUAAAGCCGUGAUCUGCUGCCGCGUCUCGCCCUUGCAAAAAGCGCUCGUGGUGAAACUCGUCAAGCGCCACCUCAAAGCCAUCCUGCUCGCCAUCGGCGACGGCGCCAAUGAUGUCUCCAUGAUCCAAGCCGCGCACAUCGGCAUCGGCAUUUCCGGCGUCGAAGGCCUGCAAGCGGCUCGCAGCGCUGACGUCUCCAUCGCGCAGUUCCGCUUCUUACGGAAACUCCUGCUUGUCCAUGGGAGCUGGUCGUACCAACGCAUCAGCAAGGUUAUCUUGUAUUUUUACUACAAGAACACCGCGCUCUUUAUUACGCAAUUCUGGUAUUCGUUCCAGAACGCCUUUUCCGGCCAAGUGAUCUACGAGUCCUGGACGCUGUCCUUCUUCAACGUCAUCUUCACCGCCAUGCCGCCUUUCGUGCUUGGCAUCUUCGACCAGUUCGUUAACGCUCGACUACUAGACCGUUACCCGCAGCUCUACCAACUCAGUCAGAAGGGUGCAUUUUUCCAGACGCACAAUUUCUGGAGUUGGGUCGCGAAUGGCUUCUACCACUCGCUCCUACUCUAUUUCGUCAGCGAGCUGAUCUGGUGGGACGAUGGUGUCCUUCCCAACGGCAAAGUGGCCGGGCAUUGGGUUUGGGGUACCGCACUGUACACUGCGGCGCUGGUGACGGUGUUGGGUAAAGCGGCGCUAAUGACGAAUAUCUGGACCAAGUAUACCGUCAUCGCCAUUCCCGGCUCGUUGGCUAUCUGGUUCAUCUUCUUACCCGUGUAUGCGACGGUGGCGCCGAUGCUGCAUUUCUCGACCGAGUAUAAGAAUGUGCUACCAGUCUUGCUCAGCACGCCUAACUAUUGGCUUAUGAGCCUGGUGGUGCUGCCGGCGUUGUGUUUGGCGCGAGAUUUCGCAUGGAAGUAUGCGAAGAGGAUGUACUUCCCGCAGAGUUACCAUCAUGUGCAGGAGAUACAGAAGUACAAUAUCCAGGAUUACAGGCCUAGGAUGGAGCAGUUCCAGAAGGCCAUCCGCAAAGUGCGACAAGUACAGCGCAUGCGUAAGCAGCGCGGAUAUGCUUUCUCGCAGACCGACGAGAGCCAGGCGCGCGUGUUGCAGGCGUACGAUACCACGAGGGAAAGAGGACGGUAUGGUGAAAUGGCGAGCUCACGGCGGUAA